AACCUGGUGCACAAACUUACUGUUUUCUAACUGCAAGUGCAACGUAGAUUUUUUGGAGGCAAAAAUGGCUUCAAAAGAUUUGAAGUUAGCCAUAAAUCUUCUCCAAACUUACGGUGGAAGGGACAAAGUCAUGAGAAUCAUAUCUUAUGGAUCGCUACUGCUUUCUGGCCUCGUGAAAUCACCGUCAAAGUCAAAGAAACUAUUGACAAUUUUCACGGAACUCAGUGGAUGCCGAACGAUUCUACGACUGUUCGAUGAUUUGCCGAUGUUGGGGUAUUCGCUAUCGUAUGGGUUGGGUGCGCAGGAGAAGAGCCUGUGGCUUCGUGUCCUGAGCCUCGCCAACAAUCUGAUUGACCAGCUGUACUUCCCCCUGGAGCACAUAGCUUGGGCCGCCGACAAGAAGCUCAUCGAUGUCUCGUCAUCGCCUUGGUGGAUACUUUGCAUAGUGGCCUGGGGGUUGUCCCUGAGCAUUAGCAUACUUAGGAGUUUAAUGACACUCGUGAGCUUGAGGAGAUCACGGAAGAAACUGGAGCAGGAGAUCCAAAUGGAAGACCCCUGUUGUAGCUCCGGCAGGCAAGAGUCGUCGGUCGUGGAGGGACAGCAGAUUUCCCGUCUCAAGGAGGCGGAGCGUGCCCACCUCCUGGAGGUGCUGAAGUAUGCCACGGACCUCUGCAAUGCCAUCCACUGGAUGCCGGUGGGUUUCCUCUGGGGAGGCAAGCUGUCCGACGCCACCGUGGGCUUCCUGGGCACCAUCUCCUCCGUCCUCUACCUGCAAGCCGUGGUGCGGCAGACUCAAGCCAGGCUCGCCGCGCAGUGAGUGCGAUGCGAGGCUUGACGUGGCAAGCGUACACCUGCUGGGAGGUGAUUCGUGGAUACAGCGUGUUCACAGCUGUGUGUGAAUCAACAGGCUCUGCCCAGGAGUAACGUGCAAUGCUGUAGCGGAGUCCAUCACAAGUCACCCAGACGUAAGCCAACUCACCAGCGAUACAGAUGAGCCGUGGCAAAAGCGUUCUUUUGUUGUUGUUCACCUCAUUACUAAGGAUGGAAAUUUACGCUUAAUUUGAAAUAUUUGGAAAACCUUCCCACACUGUUUAAAGGUUUAAAUGUGUAAACGUCCCUCUCUUAUCCGUUACUUAUAUCUGGUCUUGCGGACAAACUUGCGAAGAGACGUGUGAAAGGACUUGCGAUUGACUCAACUACAACACUAGGAGCAUGCAUAUCUACCGACAGCGGCUCCCAAAGCCAGCCGGUGGCCUUCAUAGACAUACAUUUUAUCUGCAGCCACAGCCGUUACUUUCCAAGCACUGCCUUGUUAAUUCAGAGCCCCUUCUGUAUUUGCUUUCGAUACCCCUGUGAAAAAUAACGUAUGCCCCCGGGCUCCUUCUCAGAAAUUUCACUCCGGUCCCGCUAUUGAGCCGAAGACAAGUAGUUCUAAACAGAAGCCUACCUGAAAAGGUGUUAACUCCCCAUUUCGGAUUCUACACACCACAUUUCGUCAGACAAAUGAUUAGUUGUCACUUGUGGUUCACCACAGAGCGGCCAGAGCGUCUUCCGAGUCUUCUCAACGCUCCCGAAAAUCAUCUCCCAGUACUUUUUAUGACCCCUGCAAGGAAGAGUGCGAGAGGUGUUCAAUCCUAUGCAAGACUGCCAUUGCAAAAAUUGACGUUUCUACUUGCAGUCACAGGGCAAUUUUUACAUCGCAAAAAUUGACGUUUCAACUUGCAGUCACAGGGCAAUUUUUACAUCGCAAAAAUUGACAUUUCUACUUGACGUCACAGGGCAAUUUUUACAUCGCAAAAAUUGACGUUUCUACUUGACGUCACAGGGCAAUUUUUACAUCGCAAAAAUUGAGUCAUGGGAUAUGAUGCUUCCGCCCUGUUCAGCUGAACUUCAGCACUGUGGGGAACCUGCAGUUGGGUCUAAUGGUAAGGCGACACGCAUGUUAACUUACCACAGAGCCUGCCGUGCAGUUAUAAUGGAUCUUUGCCGCGGACGUUUGCCAUCUACAGCUGAAAUAAUCUGCAAGAACUUUGCCGAACUUGAUUG
Acanthaster planci (crown-of-thorns starfish) is the source of this 2046-nucleotide messenger RNA. RefSeq names its product peroxisomal biogenesis factor 11 gamma (gene pex11g). NCBI's taxonomy places the organism in Eukaryota, Metazoa, Echinodermata, Asteroidea, Valvatida, Acanthasteridae. Gene Ontology annotation, cellular component: peroxisomal membrane. Gene Ontology annotation, biological process: peroxisome fission. The record is from RefSeq and is a predicted model, not a curated record.